AUGACCUCAUCCAGCUCAUCAAUCGAACACAAGCUCAUCUUGGUUCAAGAACCCACCAUCGGAGCUGCGUUCGAAGACAACCUUCUCGGACGUAUCGGCUUAGCCCCUCCGCUCGUCGUCGAACUACAGGUCAUCAAGGACGGUCAAGCAUCGGAUGCAUCAGCAGAACUUCCCUUUCUCAUCUGUCAAUGUUCGUUGCUCGAUGAACAGGGAUCUACCGCUGAUAUGGUGAAUCAAACCGCUGUCUCAGCCGCCGCCGCCGCUGCUGCUGCUACUGCUCAAAGCCCAUCCAAGCUGACAGUCCCCACGGGCUCAACGCGCGCACGAAGAGGCCGACGAUCAAGCUCAGGUCGACGGGGCUCCGCCUCCACCUCCGCCGUCUCCACCAGGUCAUCAGAAAGCACCGAUGCUUCCACCUCCGCAGGAGCCAUUUCAGACGAUAUACCAUCCUCCCACACCGCCACUCGCUCAGGUCAAGAAUCUCCUGCCAAACUAGCGCGUAUGCUGUACGGAACGCUUGUUGCGGGUCCACAACUGUACCUUGCUCCCCCUACCACCACUGCCUCCGCAUCAAGAGGGGAGCAAGGAGAGAAGCCAUACUUUUUCUUCCCCGAAAUUAGCAUUCGAACUCCGGGAAAGUUUAAGAUUGUCUGUCGACUCAUGCGACUCUCUCUACCAGGUAUGCAAGAGAGGGGUGUGAUGGAUGAUGGAGUUUUAGCGUCGGUGGAAACGCAAGUAUUUGAGGUGGUGAAGAGAGGGGAUUAUACAGCACCCUAUGUUACGGAUGUUUCGAGACAUUUUGCUAGACAAGGGGUGCCAUUGUUGUUGCCUCCUGGUGUUUCUUCUGACUAG
This is a messenger RNA of Ustilago hordei, 852 nucleotides long. RefSeq lists its product as uncharacterized. The transcript has a single exon. Bases 1 to 852 code for a protein of 283 amino acids. NCBI's taxonomy places the organism in Eukaryota, Fungi, Basidiomycota, Ustilaginomycetes, Ustilaginales, Ustilaginaceae. The record is from RefSeq and is a predicted model, not a curated record.